CCCAAUUUCAAGUUAUCAGAAACCGGUGUCUGUUUGUCCGUCCGUCCGUCUGUCUGUCUGUCCGCCCGCGUUUGAUUCACAAUGUCUGGAAGUCCUGCGGUGGUUAUGCGGCUGGUGGCCUCUGCCUACUCUGUGGCUGAAAAGGCUGGGUCCAUUGUGAGGAAGGUUCUUCACAGUGGAGACCUUGGCAUUGUGGAAAAGACAGGAGCUAAUGAUCUGCAGACGCUGGCCGACAGACUAGCUCAGCAGAGCAUUUGUGCUUCAUUGUCCAGACGCUUCCCAAAAAUCACCAUCAUUGGAGAGGAGGAGCUUCCAUUUGAGGAGGCAAAGGAGGACCUCAUUGAGAAUGGCCAGGCAGAGGAAAUCCUCCAGAAGAGCUGUCCAGCAGAAUACAGUGGACUGAAAGAGGAGGAGCUUGUGGUGUGGGUUGAUCCUCUUGAUGGCACAAAGGAAUAUACAGAAGGGCUCCUGGAUAAUGUGACAGUGCUUAUUGGUAUUGCAUAUGGAGGCAGAGCUAUAGCAGGUGUCAUCAACCAGCCUUUCUACAACUACCAGCUUGGAGCAGGAGCGGGUUUAGGAAGAACCAUGUGGGGAAUGCUGGGACUGGGCGCCUUUGGAUUUCAGCUGAAGGAAGUUCCAGGUGACAGACGAAUCGUCACCACCACCCGUUCCCAUAGUAACAAGGUGGUAACGGACUGCGUAGAUGCCAUGGAGCCGCAUGAAGUUAUAAGAGUGGGUGGUGCUGGAAAUAAGAUAAUCCAGCUUGUUGAGGGAAAGGCGUCUGCUUAUGUCUUUGCUAGUCCGGGAUGCAAGAAGUGGGACACCUGUGCUCCUGAAGCCAUCCUCCAUGCAGUGGGAGGUAAACUGACUGACAUGCAUGGUAAUGCAUACUGCUACGACGCUAACGUAAGGCACAUGAAUUCUGCUGGCGUUCUCGCUACACUACGCAACCACGAGUACUACGUCAGCAGAGUACCACAGUCAGUGCUGCAAGCCCUCAAGACAGAUUGAGGUCUGUCUAAAUCAGGAAACACAUUAAUGCUCCACUGUGGGGCAGAAAAAUUAGCAUGUAAAAACAGGUUAAGAUCCAUCCAUAGACAGGGUUGUGUGUCUGAAAAUGUUAUCAAAUCUAUUUUUUACAUAAAGUCGACAUUUUUUUUAUUCCUCCAAAUCAACUUUGUUUGACCUCUGUCUUAUAUAUGAUUUCA
Seriola dumerili (greater amberjack) is the source of this 1208-nucleotide messenger RNA. It is a transcript of the gene bpnt1, whose product is annotated as 3'(2'), 5'-bisphosphate nucleotidase 1. NCBI's taxonomy places the organism in Eukaryota, Metazoa, Chordata, Actinopteri, Carangiformes, Carangidae. Gene Ontology annotation, biological process: phosphatidylinositol phosphate biosynthetic process. Gene Ontology annotation, molecular function: 3'(2'),5'-bisphosphate nucleotidase activity. The coding region runs from base 82 to 1011 and encodes 309 amino acids. The transcript is spliced from 9 exons. The record is from RefSeq and is a predicted model, not a curated record.